AUGUUAGAAGGAAACAUACCACCAAGCCUUGGAAAUUGCCAACAUUUGACAUGGCUCACUCUUUCUCAAAAUAAUUUUAGUGGCAACAUACCCAAACAACUUUUUGGAAUUGCUACCCUAUCUGUUAUGCUGCUUCUGGGACAGAACCGGUUGUCUGGAUCUCUUCCUCUGGAGGUUGACAAUUUGAAAAACCUAGUGGAAUUGGAUGUCUCAGAGAAUGAAUUGUCGGGUGAAAUUCCAAGUAGCCUUGGUAGUUGCACUAACCUUGAACGUUUAUGCCUGGAAGGUAAAUUCUUUCAAGGAUCUAUUCCCAAUUCAUUGCAAUCUUUGAGAGGCCUCCAAGAAUUUGAUCUUUCAAGUAACAAUUUAUCAGGCCCAAUUCCCAUAUAUUUAGAGAAAUUUUCCUUGCAGUAUCUGAAUUUGUCCUUUAAUGAUUUGGAGGGUCAGGUUCCCAUGGAAGGAAUUUUCUCUAAUGCAAGUGAAAUAUCAGUUGUUGGAAAUCAUCGGCUUUGUGGGGGUAUAUCCCAACUACAGCUGCCAAAAUGCACAGUCGAAAAGCCAAGGAAACAUAAGAUGUCUCUUGCAGUCAUAUUGAUAAUCUCUGUAGCCUGUUUGCUUGUUGCAGUGACAAUGGUGUCAUGUUCCAUAUUAUGUUGGUUCAGGAAGAAAAGAGAACAUCAGAUUUCAGGAUUAUUGUUGGGGCCGAAGUCACUGUUUAGGGUAUCUUAUGAUAGGCUCCACAAAGCAACAGAGGGAUUCUCCUCAGAAAAUUUGAUUGGCUUAGGUAGUUUUGCCUCUGUGUAUAAAGGAGUCUUCCAUGAGGAUGAUACAGUUGUUGCAGUCAAAGUACUUAAUCUGCAACAUCGAGGAGCUUCCAAGACUUUUAUGGCUGAGUGUGAAGCCUUGAGAAAUGUUCGACACCGAAAUCUUGUGAAAAUUAUAUCCUCUUGCUCAAGCAUUGAUUUCCAAGGUAAUGAUUUUAAAGCCCUGGUUUAUGAAUUCAUGUCAAAUGGGAGUCUAGAGAGGUGGCUGCAUCCGGUUGCAGAAGCAGAGGAUGGAGAGAAUAAAUUUAAGGGUCUGAACCUUCUUCAAAGAAUAAACUUUGCCAUCGAUGUGGCUGAUGCACUCGAUUAUCUUCAUAAUCAUUGCCAAACACCAAUCAUUCACUGUGAUUUGAAGCCAAGCAAUAUUCUGCUAGAUAGGGAGAUGGUUGCUCAUGUGGGAGAUUUCGGGCUUUCAAAGAUUCUAAAGAUUCUACCGGAACCCAUAAAUUCAAAUCAAAGCAGCUCAAUUGGAAUAAGGGGAACAGUUGGGUAUGCACCUCCAGAGUAUGGGCUAGGAAGUGAGGUAUCCACAAAUGGUGAUGUAUACAGUUAUGGGAUCCUGCUGCUGGAGAUGAUAAUAGGGAGAAGGCCCACCGAACCCAUGUUUGAAGGAGGCCUCAACCUCCACAAUUUUGCCAAGAUGGCCCUGCCUGAUCGAGUACCAGAGAUCGUCGAACUAAUACCUCUUGCAAGUGAUCAAGAAGAGGUGGAUGUGACAACCCGGAGCUACCAGAACCCAAGCCAAUCGAUGGCUGAAAAGAGAAAGGAGCAGUGUUUAAUUUCCAUGAUCAAGAUUGGAGUGGCAUGCUCCAUGGAGGCACCCCAAGAUCGAAUGAACAUUGUUAAUGUUGUUAAUGAGCUGAAUGCAGUCAAGAAGAUCUUUCAAGGGACUAGAACUCAUCUAUAG
Ilex paraguariensis (yerba mate) is the source of this 1731-nucleotide messenger RNA. The record is from the annotation of a GenBank genome assembly. Lineage: Eukaryota; Viridiplantae; Streptophyta; Magnoliopsida; Aquifoliales; Aquifoliaceae.